Messenger RNA from Aspergillus nomiae NRRL 13137, 717 nucleotides. RefSeq lists its product as uncharacterized. Bases 1 to 717 code for a protein of 238 amino acids. NCBI's taxonomy places the organism in Eukaryota, Fungi, Ascomycota, Eurotiomycetes, Eurotiales, Aspergillaceae. The record is from RefSeq and is a predicted model, not a curated record. The transcript has a single exon.
AUGAAGCCAGUUUCUUUUGCCAAUGCACUGUAUCUCCUCUUGCCCGUACUGGCCAGUGCAAUGCCAGCCCCGAUCACAGGACGAGAUAUCCAUUCGAGGGGCACGAGCAUCACGGCCCAGCAAAUCAUAGCCAUCGCACCAGGUGCCGCGCAAUCCUGCGCAAGUCGCGCUGAUAAGAAUGCUCCUACCGAGUGCGCCGAUGCUGAACAAGCGGCCACCAAUAUCGCCAAGUCGUUUGAGAAGUACCAGGUCACCAGUCCGGCUGAGCAGGCGGCGGUGAUUAGUCUGUUGGCUUUGGAGAGCGUCGAGUUCCUAUAUAAUAGAAAUAAAGUUCCUGGUGUAGCAGGACAAGGAAGUAAGUACAACCCCCAGUCAGCCCCCUGUGGGGAGAAGUCACUGACAUGGCAUCCACGAUUAGCCCGGAAUAUGCAGUCACCCGCCUUCAACUCCAAAUAUGCAAAUUCACUUAACGUCGCUGUGUCCAGCGAUGCGGCCCAGACCCUGGACAAGUUGGUUGAGAAUCUGGAGUGGGAUUUCGGCUCUGGAGCCUGGUUCCUCACCACGCAAUGCUCGGCAGAUGUGCGCAGUGCGUUGCAGGCCGGCUCAGAGGCGGGCUGGCAGCGCUAUAUCACCGAGUGUGUGCAGACUCAAGUGACCAAUCAGCGGAAGGAAUACUGGCAGAAAGCAGUGAAAGCGCUGGGUGUGCAGUCCUCUUGA